Messenger RNA from Mytilus californianus (California mussel), 2492 nucleotides. RefSeq lists its product as uncharacterized. The record is from RefSeq and is a predicted model, not a curated record. The coding region runs from base 153 to 1520 and encodes 455 amino acids. The transcript has 11 exons. Lineage: Eukaryota; Metazoa; Mollusca; Bivalvia; Mytilida; Mytilidae.
UUGUUCUUAACCCUUUUCAAUACGCUGCAAAUAUUCCAAAUGGUUCCUGGAAGACAGGUAAUAAAUCAUCGCCAUUGGUAACUCGCGAAAUACAACCUACAGUUCCUACAGUGCAUCACCAGUCGCAGCGACCGGAUGGUUCACAAGUAGAUAUGACUGGCUCCAUAUUGAUAAGUGAUUUUGGAAGAUGUUUUGGAAAAUUCCAAAAACAAUGGAAAAUGCACUUCAAUGGAACAGCAGACACUUUAUCAUUAGAAAUUCUUAGAAUGAACAGCAGUGAUUUUAGUGAAUUCAUAUGUAAAUGUGGCGAAGACGAUCAAGUGUCUUGGCUACUUAUUAAUGAGGCUGUUGUAAUGCAAAAAAACAUAAUCUUGACAUGUUUAUAUAGCAAAACGAAAUGCACAAAUACCGAUAUAAAAUCCUGGCGGGUUGGAAAACACUGUGAACUUUUGUGCCUAAAUGGUAUAUGUCAGAAUAUCAACAAAUAUAAGAUGACUAUUUAUCAAAAUGCCAUGCGUUUUGUCUUGGAAAUAUUCGAUGUAAAUAGCCUGGACCUGGAACAGUCCUAUACCUGCACGUGUGGAAAAUUCAAAAAGAAAAAUGACAUACAUCUCAAAGUAAAAUGGAGUGAACAGACUGUCCCGGCUAUUUUUGGAGAAAAAUAUUUAUUAAACUGUGAAUAUCUCUAUGAUAAUUCGUUUUCUGUCCAUUUCUGUUUUUCAACUUGGAGAUCGGACAAAACUGACAAAAUCCUGUGUCAAAGCCGUGUUUGUUUCGAUGAAAAAUACAAAAAUACUGUGAAAAGGAUCCCUAAAUCUAAAGAAAUCUUUACACUGGAAAUUAAGAACUUUUCGGAGUUGGAUGUCAGAGAAUAUACAUGUUCUUGUGACUUUUCGUCAUUCACUAAACAUAUAGAAGUAUAUAAGUAUAUGAAUAUGCCAGAAAACUUCAAUAGAUCUGCUGAGUACAAAGCAAAACAAGUCGAGAUACAUAUAUCAACUAAGAAGGUGUUUCCCAUGCUUAAAUGUAACACAACAUAUUAUGAAACUUUUUCCAAAUGCAACAAUCCUAUCUUUUGCAAUCAAUACAGUUCAUCAGGAAUAAAGCAUGUAGAGGAAAUUCUGCAACAACAAGAUUCAUUUAAAGUGUCAAACUUCACGUUUUAUAAAGCAGACAGUGUUUUAAUUGUCGAUACGAAUGAAAUAACUUGCAGUACUAUAACACUGCAAGUAAAAUGUCAUGUAGGCAGUAGACCGUUUUCUUUUUCAGUAUCAGCUGCAGUUGAUUGUAACUCUCUCCAAACUAUUGGGAUUUACAAAAUAUACAUUUAUGGAGGAUCUUUCAUCCUGUUUGUCGUCUUGAUUAUAUUCUGUCGUAAAUUGAACAUACGAAGAAAACGGAGACCAUUAUGCAAUUUAUUUAAACUUAUCUGUACUUGCUGUAGUUUAAAAGGAAAGAGAAAGCACAAACGUAACGAAGAUGAAUAUAAAUCUCAGGAAAUAGAACAAUUACAAACAUGAGGCAAUUUUGCGAUUGGCGUAAACAACAAAAUCAUUUAAUCAUGUUGAUGAUUAUGAGGAUACCCAUAUAUGCUAAUUCGUUUAAUCCUUAUUACUUUUGCAUACUUGUGAAAUUGAUGAUGUACUUAUCGAGAUUUGUUUUUCUUCUUUUCCAGUUGUUACCAAUAUGGCUUACGUGUUUCAAAAAAAUAUUUCCGUGGUAACGGACAGUAUUUUGUAAAAGAAAAAAAAAUCUUUUAUUGAGUUUUGUUGAUAUGACAUAUUGUUGUCAAAUUUGUAUUAAAAGACCACUUUUGAGUUAUGUCCUUCAUCGGAAAAGUUUUCAAUUAUUCGCGCCUUUAUGACGUCAUUUACAAGAAAGAAAGGAGCACCUGUAUUAGUGCACUUUUAAGUUCAACAAGCGUCUUCGUGAUCGUUAUUAUGUAGGAUUAACUAAAAAUAAAGUUUGUUCCGAAGGUACUUAAUCUCAAUUUCCUAAUGACAGCAGUGCUGAUUGUUAAUGAUAAGAAUUCUUUUUUGCCGAAUAAUUCAUGCAAUGUAGCAUCCUAUUUAGCAACUGCUCGCUCAACAUUGAAAAGAAGUGAUGAUGCCCCUAAAUGCAUAAAUGAUGUUCACUAAAACUAAAGUUUUUGACGGAAAUGCAACUAACUCGAAAGUGGUCUAUUGAAAUAAGUAUUUUACCUUUUGAACAAAAAUGCGUCCGUUUUUAAAAAAAUCAGAUCUUCUCUGCUUAAUUUUAAGUGUAAUCUGCUACUACAUUGUGACAAUCUAAACUUCGAAAUGACCAACAGGCAGUUAUCACUUGAGUGCAAUGUCCAAAAAGAAGUUUAAGAAUUUGACCAAAUGCAUUUUGAAUAUAAAGAAGAAUUAAAAACAAACACUCGAUUGAGAAACAAAAACACAAAAUGUUUCGGUAAACUGUCGUAAAGUAUGACUGGAUGUAUUGUUCUAAUUUGCAACAGUAAACCAUGU